AUGGCCAGCCCUCGGGAGACAUCCAUGGUGACCCUGGGAAUGGGGCUUCCAAAGAGCCUGAGCUCCGGCCAAGGCCAGUCUCAGCAGUCAGCUCUUGAUAAAAAUACAUUUUUAAAAUUACUUUAUUUUGGCGCCUGGGCCUCGCCUUGGGAGUCGGAGGCGGCGUCGGAGCCCGCUGCGCCGCCAGCUUGUCCUCGCCCCCCCGACAGCCCGGGCGAGGGCCGCCUGGUGAAGGCGCAGUACAUCCCCGGGGCACAGGCGGCUACCCGCGGCCUCCCUGGCCGCGCGGCCCGCCGCAAAGCGCCACCACUGACGCGGGGCCGCAGCGUGGAGCAGUCCCCACCUCGGGAGCGUCCCCGGGCUGCCGGCCGCCGCGGACGCAUGACGGAGGCCUCGGGCCGUCGGGGCUCGCCCAGGGCUCGGAAGGCCGCGCGCUCCCAGUCCGAAACCAGCCUGUUGGGCCGAGCCGCCGCGGUUCCUCCGGGACCCCCCAAGUACCCUACAGCUGAACGGGAAGAGCCUCGGCCUCCGCGGCCCCGCCGCGGCCCAGCACCCACGCUGGCCGCGCAGGCCGCGGGGUCCUGCCGCCGCUGGCGCUCCACCGCCGAGAUCGACGCAGCCGAUGGGCGCCGAGGGCGGCCCCGCGGCCCCGCGGCCCGCGGCCCCGGGCCUGGCCCAUCCCCGUCUGCUCCUCAGCGCCGGCUGCUCUAUGGCUGCGCAGGCAGCGACUCAGAGUGCUCAGCGGGGCGCUUGGGGCCCCUUGGACGCCGGGGUCCGACGGGCGGCGUUGGCGGCGGCUACGGGGAGAGUGAAUCUAGUGCCAGCGAGGGAGAGUCGCCUGCCUUCAGCUCCGCAUCCAGCGACUCAGACGGCAGCGGUGGCCUCGUGUGGCCGCAGCAGCUGGUGGCAGCCACCGCGGCCUCCGGGCCAGGGGGCGGUGCAGGUGGAGGGGCGCCAGCGGGCCCCGCCAAAGUCUUUGUGAAGAUCAAGGCUUCCCACUCGCUCAAGAAAAAGAUACUGCGUUUCCGUUCGGGUUCUCUCAAGGUCAUGACUACAGUGUGAGUUUGAGGGUUUGCGUGGGCUCCCCCUUCAUAGCCUCUGCACCCCCACACUCCCUAUCACGGACCCUUCCACACCUCCCUUCCAAAGACCACCAUUUUCUCUGCUUCCAAAGACCCUUCCUCACUGCCCCCAUCCACUGCAGUCUUGGUUGAAAAGGCUCCCCCUCCACCAUAGGGAGGAAUGGGGGAGGAGCCCAGUUUGACCCAGUUCAAUUGCUGGCUCUGCAGCCCGUGGGGCAAAAAAGUUCUAUUUCUCUGGGCCUCACUUUCCUCAUCUGUACUAUGGGUGUGCUAUGGUAUGCAGAAGGGGUAAUUCAGUUUGAAUUUCCUUAUUUUAGUUUAGACACUUAGUCUGUUUGAUGCCCUUUACUUCUCUCACUGAGCUCUUAUUCCACCUUUCUAUGCCCAGAUGUGGUUCCCCUCAUAUACAAAGUGCCCACCAUCUAUGUCCCUGGACCCCUAGGAUAUCCCCUUGGCACCUCGGUUGGAAACUCUGUCUGACCCAAAUGAUGCCUGCAGAAGGAAGGGAAGGAGUUCUGACUUUGGGGUUUUGAGGGAUAAUGACACCUGGAAAGAAACAUUCUUUUACCUUUAACCCUGGAUAAUUAUGGAAGGUUGGGAGAUAGAAGAGGGGACGGAAAAUGGCAUCUACCUUGUGGCCCCCCCUGUGAGAGGGAGUGGGGGGAGCUCAGGAUGACGCUCAGCUG
Rhinolophus ferrumequinum (greater horseshoe bat) is the source of this 1768-nucleotide messenger RNA. RefSeq names its product dapper homolog 3-like. Gene Ontology annotation, biological process: negative regulation of canonical Wnt signaling pathway. Gene Ontology annotation, cellular component: cytoplasm. NCBI's taxonomy places the organism in Eukaryota, Metazoa, Chordata, Mammalia, Chiroptera, Rhinolophidae. The record is from RefSeq and is a predicted model, not a curated record.